UGGAUUCUGUCCCCGGACCGUAUUUAAGCCUCAGCCCUCACCGUCCGCGCUGAAUACGAGACGUUUUGCAGGCACCAUUCGCUUCCAGCGUCUCUUCCUUCUGUCCCGCCUCUGGAGACCCAGCAAGCUGAUGAACAGAGACAUUUGCAUCCAUACAUGGCCAUGCUCUUAUUACCUGGAACCUGAGAAACGAUGGAUCCCUGGCAAACUUUCAUUGACUUCUACUUUGCUAAAAUUUUUGGCUGAUAAGAAUGGAGAACUACUGGUCAGCUUACCCCUUUCAAGCAUCAGUGAGAUUAAAAAAGAAUCUUCUCACUUAAUCUUUAGCUCUAUCACUAUUCUGGAAAAGGAGCACUUGAAGCACUGGUUCAGUUCCUUCCAGCCUAGCCGGAAUGUGGUCUUCAACAUCAUUGAGCAUUUCUGGAGAGAACUACUGUUGUCUCAACCAGGAGCUCAGGCAUCAUCUCCCCAAAUGACCAAGGGGAAAGAACUGACAGGCUUAAUGGCCUCUUCCCAAAAACGGUUAGAAGAUACAGCUAAGGUCCUUCAUCAUCAGGGUGAGCAAUUUGAUAACAUCAUGAAAGGACUGGACAAGAUUGAAUCUGAUAUGGAUGUAGCUGACAGAUUACUCACAGAACUUGAAGCUCCUUCUUGGUGGCCUUUUAGUACCAAACUCUGGAAAAGUCCAUCUGAAACAAAACCCAAGGAAAGUGCUUCAGUGCCUAGUCCUGAGGCUGUUGGAAAAUCAGGGGUGAUAAUAAAAAUUCCAGCAAUUAUCUCACAAAGCACUGAGUUGCAUGCUAAACCUGGAAAAUUUACUGUCUUUGUUUCUGGGUUGGAAAUCAGUGAUUCUAAUUCUCAGCUUCUGCACAGAUUUGAAAGGGAAGAUGUAGAUGACAUUAAAGUUCACACCCCUUAUGAAAUCAGCAUACGCCAGAGAUUUAUUGGUAAACCAGACACAGCCUAUCGACUGUUGUCAGCAAAGAUGCCAGAGAUUAUCCAAAUUUUAGAAGUACAAUUCAGCAAGAAAAUCGAGUUUUUAGAAGAUGCAAUGGUGUUCCAAAGCACAAGAGACUCACCUCAAGCAGAAAAGGGCACUUCCAUCUGGCGUGCAGCAUCCGGACUAAUAGAAAGUGUGGUGCAUCCUGGACCUUCCCUCAGAAGUGGAGAAAGCAGUCAGAUCCAGUUACAGAUGAAUCAGCAGGUUUCUGAAGAAGAAGCUCAAGAACUAAGACAGAUCUUGAAGAAACUGAAAAGCAUUGCUCUAGACACUGAGACAGAACUAGAGAGACAAGAUGAAGUCCUUGAUGGCCUAACAUCCUCAGUGGAUCGUGCAACCCUGACUAUCGACAAGCAGAAUCGCAGAAUGAAGAAACUAAUGUAGAACCUCAGGGAGCCAGCUGAUGGUUUGGUGGUAAUAUGAACUCUCAGGAGGGAGAAGUGACUUUAUUUUUAGGAGAAGCAAUUAUCUUUAUAUAAGUCGUGCUCUAAUUGUUUCUGUAGUCUUCAUUUCUAGAGAAGACACCAUGGAAUAAUUUCCAGGAUUGAAUGCAUGUUUGGAAAUCCUCUCCCAGCAACAAAAAAAGGCAAAAACUUUAAUUAUAAUGGAGUGAUUUAAGUCAGAUAUCUGCUGCUAAGAAUCCUAACAGACAGUGUGUGUCAGGGAUAUUAAUGACUUUCACUAAAGAGAUUUCCAUGCACUGAA
This is a messenger RNA of Gracilinanus agilis (Agile Gracile Mouse Opossum), 1705 nucleotides long. RefSeq names its product synaptosome associated protein 47 (gene SNAP47). The record is from RefSeq and is a predicted model, not a curated record. The transcript has 5 exons. Gene Ontology annotation, cellular component: plasma membrane; SNARE complex. Bases 131 to 1384 code for a protein of 417 amino acids. Lineage: Eukaryota; Metazoa; Chordata; Mammalia; Didelphimorphia; Didelphidae. Gene Ontology annotation, biological process: synaptic vesicle priming; exocytosis; synaptic vesicle fusion to presynaptic active zone membrane. Gene Ontology annotation, molecular function: syntaxin binding; SNAP receptor activity.